CUACCGUAGCAAAGAGUCCAUAUUUACCAACAUGACUGUCACUGUCACGAGUGACUGAGACAUUUAGUCAGUCCUAACACAAACAUGGGAGGGACGCCAUCACUCCCCCAAGUACCCCUGACUACUGACCGAGUCGUUCUUGUCACCGGGGGAAAUACGGGUAUUGGAUAUGAAACGUCGAAAUGGAUAGCCAUGAUGGGGGCUAGAGUAAUAAUCGCAUGCAGAUCAGAGGAGCGAGCUAAAAAUGCAAUAGAAAAAAUGCAGAAGGAAUUUGAGGAGGAAAAAGCAAAAGGUACAGCAGGAAUAUGUUCGAAAGAGAGACUCGACGUGGAAUUCAUGGCUCUAGACCUUGCAUCCCUUAACUCAGUUGAAAACUUCAUAGAAACAUUCAAAUCUAAAGAAACUAAACUCCAUUUGUUACUUUGUAAUGCAGGAAUUGCAAUGCAUCCACUAGAAUAUACAGAAGAUGGUUUUGAAAUUAUGUUUCAGGUGAAUUAUCUCGGACACUUUCUCUUAGUAACCAAGUUAUUACCAGUUAUGCUGAACUCGGGCGAAGACUGUAGAAUAGUCUUGGUUUCCAGUGAGGCGUAUCUAACCUCUAGUUUUGAUUUGGAGAAAGCUCAGGGAAAACACCACACAAAGGAAAACUUUAAAAGACUUCAGUAUUAUGGGAAUUCAAAAUUAUAUCAGAUAAUGCAGAUGUAUUGCUUGAACAGGCGUCUCCGAAAGACAAAUGUAACCGUCAACAGUAUACAUCCGGGCAUUGUUGAUACUGAAAUCACCAGAAGCUUCAGUGACCUCGGAAUGUGGAAAGUGUUUUUCCAGCUAUCGAAAAUCAUCGGAAAGACGAAAAAUCCGUUUGAAGGUGCUAAAACUUUGAUCAAUGCAGCUGUAAAUCCAGACUUAAAAGAUACUAGAGAUGCUUACUAUUGUGACAUGAGAAUCCAGCAGGCUAACAGUUUAGCAAGAAAUCAAGAGAAGCAAGAAGCACUUUGGAAAUACUCUCUAGAUUGUCUACAAAAAUACCUAAAGCCUGAAGAUAUUGAUAAAAUAGAGAAAUUAUAGCCGUUCUAUUUUAAGGUUGUCCAAGUACCGCACUACGUAACAAUCCGGAUUUUACAAUAUUUGUUCAAUUUUUACAUAGCGUUUUCUAUAUUAAUCUUGCUUUACGUCUCUCUUGUAAACAAUGCUGGAAGUAACUGUAUAGCACGGUGAUGUUUGGAUUGUCUGUAUCAAUUGAGAAUAAGAAAUGAUUUAUGUUAAGAAACUCCAUUAUGUAAAAGAAGAAUGAAAAACGACAUUUUCAGGAUAAAAAUGCACGGAUUAACCAUUUUCUAGUUGUUAGCUAUUACGUUGAAACUCGUGAAUCAGGGAAUGAGUAUCAAUGAAUGACAAAUUACCAGCAAAUUAUUUCUAACAUUUGAAUAUUGAUUUGAUGUAUUAUUUCAAUUACUGUAUACAGGAUUUUUUCGCCCUGGGUUUUUUUCGUCCUUCUUCAUUUCAUUCAAAAUGUACUAAUAUAUUAUCUCUACUUUACAGGAUACUCUGGGAAAUUCAUGUAUAACGGAUUUUUGGUUGAUUUUUAUGUUCGAUAUAUUACGUAUAAGAACUUAAUUACUAAUAGAUAUUUUUACAAGGAUAUAAAACUAUAAAGAGAGGAAUACCUAGUGAGAUAAUUUAUGAAUAUAAAUUUCACCCUACCUCUUAAGAGGUCAGUGUUUGCUCUGCUCCUGUUUUGUAUUUUGUAUUUUUCUUUUGGACUUUUGUUCUCUGUUCGUUAUUAUCAUAAGUCAUUUACAACAUCAAUACAAAGUUACUUAAUAAGUGUACUUUUUAAAGCGCUAAGCAUAGCUGCAGCGCUUUUUUGUCGCCAGAUUUCUAAACCUACUUCCACUUUCGUUUUCGCGUUUCCUAUAUACCACCACCUACUGGCGGAUGCUGGAGAAGUCGUAUCAUGGAGAAGUCGUACUCUGUAAAAAUCAUAACUAUGAAGUAGGGGGAACUUAAUUAUCUUCAAGUUAUCCUGCAUGCAGAUGCAUUUGUUCCUCCAGUAUUAAAUUAACAAUAAGUUUCAUUUAAAUGUCAUUAUUAUAAUUAUAUCGGAUACGGGUGCUCCAAAAGCCAUGUCACAAUGAUUUAUUUCGAGAAAAAAUGGAUGUUAUAUGCAUUAAAUUGUGUUUUAUGUGUUUAGUAAUAAUUGGAAUAAUUGUACAAUAUCAAGGUUUUGAGUGUUUUUAAAUGUAAUGUGUUACAGUUAUGAACACCAUGUUUUAUAUAAAAAUGUAGAAUUUAUAUAUAUAAAAUUUUUCAAUUAACACCGGGCCCUUUUCACGAUAAUUUGUGCUGCUUUUUAUAAACAUUAUUUUAGGCUUUGUUUCCUGUAUGCAAUAUUUCAGAAAUAUUUUUCUUUCAAUUUGCAUUGAUAUGUAAUUUUAUAAUUAUCCAAAACCAAUGAUUUGAUUAUUAUUUAUGAAAAAAAUAAAACUGUCGAGUUACUUGAAAUACUACAGUAAAUAUAUGUAAUAAUCUUUAUAAAAUGAUACCAGCUUACCUCGUUUAAUUUGCAAAUAUGAUUUUAUUAAUGAUUUAAUUUAUGUGCAGUAUGGACAAAUUACGCAUUAAUAAAAACACUUAGUAACAGUAAAAAUGUGUAAGAUUCAACAUUGCUAUGAAUUAAAUAUAACUUUUAGAUAUUUAAAUGAAUUCGCUUAUUAUGUGAUACCCAUUAUAUUGGUAUAUAUGAAAUAAAACUUCUUGCCAAUUUAAUAUUGCUUGAUAACGUCGAAAAUAUACUAAAAGUUUUCUAUCUGAGUUCAAUUUUUCUAAAAGAACCCGUACCCUAUUACAUGGCUACGGGUUUUCUUUAGUACGACCUCUGUUACGCUGGUGAAAACAGUUCCUCUAUCCAAUGGCAACUUCUCGGGCCUUUCCGGCAGACCUUGUAUGUAUUGCAGGUGUCACUACAGUAUUAAAGUUUACUAUAUAUCCCUACCAUAAAUGCGCAUCUUUAGAUACAAGUUAAAAAUUCAAAACAAACUUCUGCGAAAAUCUUUUUGAUAUUUUUUAAAACAACACUUCUUCUCCAAUUUAGUAUCAAAAACACAAGCAAGGCACGAGAGUUUUUUUUACGUCGAAGUUACACGUGUGCUUGAAAAGCACAAGACCACAAGCCAAGAACUUAUCACCCCUCUUCCCAUAAAAAACAACACACAUCACAAAAAAUGACCUAGCUCGCAUUGUUUCAAAACGUGAAUAGUCAGACAUCUUCCACAUUAUUUUUUUUUCAUCCAUAAAAAGGUAGCCCCUGUUGCAGGCGGAAACGGCCCAAAUUCGAAGGAGAAUUCGGGAAUGGUUUUGCCUCAGCUAGGUUUAGACGUGAACCUAGUACGGUGAAAUACUGUUGUGACAUCUGCAUAGGCGUCCAUGACAACAUCCUUUUAAUAAAACUUGUUAAAAACACGAUACUUUUUACGUCUGAUGAGAUGUGAGCUAGACUUCAUCAAAUUCAAUGAUAUACCCUAAAAUAUACCUCAGAAGAGACCGUUUAGUUGAUGCUUAAAUGAAAAGAAGCGACUCCAUUUUGAUAUUCUAACAUCUCAGGUAAUGUGAAUACAUUAGGGGUCUUUGCAUGGUGUAUUGUAAAAAAAGGCUGGAAAUAUUGUUCAAAUACCAAAUCUUAUAUUUUGAAGAAUAAGUAGCAUUCCCUGCAAGGCAGAUCUGUCUUUAUUUUCUUCACAAGAAGCACGCACUCUGCAGCUCUGCUAAACAGUUGCGAAAUCUGUUUAAAACUAACAAGCAAUAUCAUUAUAAAAUUACUACAAAUGAUAUCGAUUUCCAGAAAUUGCUAAAAUUUUAAAAUCAAGCAUUUUUUCAACAUGGCUUAAGGCAGAUUGUUAUACUGUAAAUUGUAAAUUUUGACUUUACAGUCAAAUGGAUAACCAUUUAUGCUUACAUUUAUUGCGAAAUGCUUUUAUUAUGAUUUUUUAAAAAGUCUGUCAUCAGUAUUUUGUUUUCAUGUAACACGACAACAUGCAUUAAUCAUUAAAAAGAAUUAUGCAUUCUAUAACUGAGACAGAUCCAAAUUCUACAUCAUUUCUGAAUUCUGAGUAAGUGCAUUUUUCUCAAUAACGAGCAAUAUGAUUCUUUACAUGUAUUUUCAUAUCGAUCGAUAUAUUUUUAACACUUUCUUCCCGACUUAGCGCUUUUCAGUACUUUCAGUACUUUGAUUAGUUGAAGGCAAUGAUGAAGAAUCAUUAGAAAUGUGAAAUCUCAUAAUUUUUAUUACUCUAGAUCGAUAUUGAUAUAAAAUUUCAUAAGAUAUUAAAACUAUAUAUAUAUAUAUAUAUAUAUAUAUAUAUAUAUAUAUAUAUAUAUGUGUGUGUCUUGAAUAAAGAAUAUGUGUCAGAAAAUUCAACUACAAAAAGUUACAUGGUAUUUUGAACAAUAAUGUUCAUAUGAGGAAGUAGAAUUAAGAUGUAUCACUAAUGCAUGUGUUAAUUAAAGAUUUGAAUUUGAUUCAAAAUUUAGAAAUUUUCUUAAUUGUAUACAUAUACCAUGAUGAUGAUGAUGAUGUGAAUGGACUUGAUUUUUUUUAUAAAAAACAAAAUUAAAAGAAAAAGAAACCUA
This is a messenger RNA of Magallana angulata, 4626 nucleotides long. RefSeq names its product retinol dehydrogenase 12-like. Lineage: Eukaryota; Metazoa; Mollusca; Bivalvia; Ostreida; Ostreidae. Bases 85 to 1065 code for a protein of 326 amino acids. The transcript has 8 exons. The record is from RefSeq and is a predicted model, not a curated record.